This is a messenger RNA of Paraphaeosphaeria sporulosa, 1278 nucleotides long. RefSeq names its product arginine-tRNA-protein transferase 1. Gene Ontology annotation, biological process: protein arginylation. The record is from RefSeq and is a predicted model, not a curated record. The transcript has 6 exons. NCBI's taxonomy places the organism in Eukaryota, Fungi, Ascomycota, Dothideomycetes, Pleosporales, Didymosphaeriaceae. Bases 1 to 1278 code for a protein of 425 amino acids. Gene Ontology annotation, molecular function: arginyl-tRNA--protein transferase activity. Gene Ontology annotation, cellular component: cytoplasm.
AUGCAGUCCCUUGUGACGCCCUUCGGAGCAAGCUACUACUUCUCCUCCAAAUCCUUGACCGUCGACGUCUAUCAAGGACUGGUGGAUCGCGGUUGGAGACGAUCCGGGACUGUCUUCUACAAGCCGGACGUACUGCGUCACUGCUGCCCUCACUAUACUAUACGACUGCCCGUGGCAUCUUUUGCACCCACCAGAGACCAUCGACAAGUCAUCAACCGCUGGAACAGGUUCGUGCUUGGAGACGAGUACUCGAAAGAGGCCGCCAAGCUAUACCCUAAAUCGAAAGCGGACAAGGCCAAGCAACGUAACGGCUUCGACCUACCUGGCGCGGUACACGAGAGUGAGUAUGGCAACAUCAAGCGGCCGCCGGAACCUGCACAUCGCUUCGAGGUGACACUCGAAGAAGACAAGUUCACAAAGGAGAAGUAUGAACUCUUUUCAAACUACCAGCAGCACGUGCACCACGAGAAGCCCUCGGAGAUAUCACAAAGCGGCUUCAAGCGCUUCCUCUGCGAAUCACCGUUGCAGCGACGAACGGCACAAGUGAACGGAAAGAUGCAGCAGCUUGGGUCGUACCACCAAUGCUAUCGACUUGACGGCCGUCUCGUUGCAAUGGGCGUCUUAGACCUGCUGCCCCACUGCGUCAGCGGUGUCUACUUCCUCUACCAUUCAGACUUUGAAAAGUGGAGCUUCGGUAAGCUGAGCGCUCUUCGCGAGGCAACGCUAGCUUUAGAAGGUGGAUACCAGUACUACUAUAUGGGUUACUACAUUCAUUCAUGCGUCAAGAUGAGAUACAAGGGCGAAUAUCGGCCUCAAUAUGUGUUGGAUCCAGAAUCUCUGACCUGGGAUCCUUUGGAGGGCGAACUCCGCGCACUUCUCGACAAGAAACGUUAUGUCUCUCUGUCGAGAGAGCGACGGCUGAAGGAAGCAGUCCAAGGCACCGGUGAUGAUGCUGUAGAGCCCUCGCAGAACGAGACAGAGCCUGACCCUUGUUCCGAUUUCCCGUAUCCCACCGCAAAGGAAGCCAGUGACGCGGUGAGCGAUGGCGUCUCACUGUUCGACUUGAAAAUACCCGGUGUGAUGACCGAAGACGAGAUCAAGCAGCAUCCGCUGGGAGAGCAACGUAUCUCAGGCCGGAAUCAGAUAUUCGUAGCAGAGGAUCUCAUGGCUUGGGAAGGUGGUGAUAUCCGCGACAGGUCUUUCAAAGGCAUCACGGCUGAGGUCGUUGCGGUCCUGGGCCCAGAUGUUGCGAAGCAAGUCAUCAUAGGCUUCGGAUAG